This is a messenger RNA of Triticum dicoccoides, 876 nucleotides long. Its product is annotated as BTB/POZ and MATH domain-containing protein 2-like. The record is from RefSeq and is a predicted model, not a curated record. Gene Ontology annotation, molecular function: protein binding. The transcript has 4 exons. Lineage: Eukaryota; Viridiplantae; Streptophyta; Magnoliopsida; Poales; Poaceae. The coding region runs from base 1 to 876 and encodes 291 amino acids. Gene Ontology annotation, biological process: protein ubiquitination.
AUGGCUCACAACUGGACCUCUCCAGCAAGUCACGUCGAGUUACUGGAGACGUCGUCGAGAUGCGUGACGGAGAGCAGGACGCACAACUUCGACGUGGCCGGUUACUCUCUCGACGGCAUGGGCGUCGGCAAGUACAUUAGAUCGAGCAGAUACAGCGUCGGGGGCUACCACUGGUGCAUCAGAUUCUACCCAGACGGAGAGAGCGUGAACGAUGCCGGCAACACAUCGUGCUUUCUGUGCUACCUCGGCGGAGCCAAGGAUGUGAAGGCCAAGUUCGCGCUCACCAUGCUGAGGACCAGAGGCAUUCAAGCAGAGGUGGUCAGCUGGCGCGCGAAGGAGCACGUCUUCUCUCAGCGGAAUGACGAGCGGGGCCGCCGCAGGUUCGUGAGCAGGUGGAGCCUGAAAUCCCUGUCCCGCGAAGGCGAAGGCGACGGCUGCUUCACGAUACGGUGCGUGCUCACCGUCAGGAAGGAGACUCCGCUGGUGCUGCAGGGCGACCUCGAGCCCUGUAUCGGUGACCCGACAGGCGCGGACGUCACGUUCCGCGUGGGCGGCCAGGAGUUUCCAGCACACCGGUUCCUCCUGGCCGCGCGGUCGCCAGUCUUUCGAGCUCAGCUCUUUGGACCCAUGGCGGAGAAGGACAUGGGGCGCGUCAAGGUCGUGGAUGUGGAGCCGGCCAUCUUCCAAAUGAUGCUUCACUACAUCUAUACGGAUUCGCUGCCACCGUGCGAUGACAGAGACGGGCACAGCAUCGCGACGCUGCAGCAUUUGCUGAGGCUCAUGUGCGAGAAGGAGCUGUGUGAAAAGAUCGAUGUCAAGACUGUGAGGUCCACGUUCGCAUUGGCGAAUCAGCACAAGUGCGAGCAGCUCGAGUGA